GAAAUAAAAAUUCUCAAAUAAAAUCUAGUUAAAUAUCUUCUAAACACAAUAUCUAUUAUUGUUCCAUAUCUCGUUGUACUUAUGUUUUCAUCGUUUGUUUUAUUAACGUCAAAUUUUGUUAGUUCAGAUCAGAUGUUUAUAUAACAGUUAGUUCAUACCUCGUAUUUCGGCAAAGCUGCCUAUACUACUUUGAAUGCACGUGGAAAACAUAAACAGGCGUGACGCGAUAAGAAAGUUUUUUAUCCGUUCAAAACAUACAUCCAUAGCCUGCCGAAAGAAGUAGUCACUUCAACAAGGAGCGACAGUUACCUCUCACUAGCACACCUGGAUAGCCACUGAACGGAGAAAUGCACUCCCAUCUAGAUGGCCGCGAUAGGCCCGCCCCUAGUAGCUACAGAGCGAACAAAGCGUGAUGCGUGACGUUCCGUGACGCGAAACAAAAGUUUUUCCUCCGUACAAAACAUACAUCCAUACCUCGCCAAAAGAAAUUAGUCACUUCAAUUAACAUAUUCACUGACAGCUUUAAAGCCGUUUUUCAGUUAUUUAUUCAUAUUUAACUCCAAAUAUGUCUGUAACUGUUAACAGGUUUUAUCUUCUCUUGAUAUCAACGCAGUCACUGUUUGUUGCGUUCCAGGCCAUAAGAAAAUCGGGGGAGACGAAGGGAGUAGAUAUUCGAAAACUUAGGAUUGCUUUGAAACAUAGCACGUAUUAGAGAUUUUAGUUGUCUUUGUCAAUUUGACCAUGUACGGGGAGUUUCUUCCAGAAGAUCUGCUCGGUUAAAACCAGUGCUUUAUGGUCAUGUUGUUACUGUUAAGGUUUCUUUUCAUUUUUCUGGGGCAGACAAUCUGCUUUUUAUGCUCAAGUGAUUGGCUUGUCAUCAGAAGAAGAAGAAGCAGUUGAUUGAUUCUACUUUUAAAUAUGUUCAGCCGCCCAGAUCUUCAUCUAUAAACUGACGAUAGUCUAAUACUCUAUAACUCCUACAGGUAUGCAGUACAUCUACAGAAUGAACCGUACAUUGCACUGUGGAGACCUGCAGGGAGUAUCUGUGCUAUAUGAGAAUGGACAUUUGGUGGGGGCAGGUCUCAUCACCUUCGGAGCUCCCAGCUAUAGAGAUGGGUACCGAGAAUGGUACGAGAACCUGUCUCUCAGAAAGUUCAAGAAAAUGGUUCGAAAUGGUCCCUUGUGCAUGGUAGACUGGUACAAGAGGUAUGGAGUGAUAUCUCUCCAUUUUUACCUGAACAGGUUUCCUAGAUUUGUUAUGUGCAGUUGGCCAUGGCAAAGAAAAAACAGGUGUAAGAGAAAUUAAAUGUUAUAAUUUAAAA
Messenger RNA from Homalodisca vitripennis (glassy-winged sharpshooter), 1322 nucleotides. RefSeq lists its product as uncharacterized. The transcript has 2 exons. NCBI's taxonomy places the organism in Eukaryota, Metazoa, Arthropoda, Insecta, Hemiptera, Cicadellidae. Bases 986 to 1306 code for a protein of 106 amino acids. The record is from RefSeq and is a predicted model, not a curated record.